CAGAAAACAUCAUAAUAGAAGGAUUUGUCAUUCAUCUCUGACACAAUCACCCCGUUUUUUCGUCUGGAAACUAAAACGCACUUUCUUUAAUUCCGUUUUAUCGUGUUGCUGUUUUGCGAGCCGUGCAUCGUGUUUUUAUUUAUUAAUGUAAAUUAUAUUAACGUGAAGACAUCAUUUCUUCGCCUUUUUUCUGAUACCAGUGAAUGCAAAACUAACGCAGUAUUGUGGACUCUUCUAAUAUUGGUCGGGUUAACAGGAAGCGAGAAAAGGAGAGAGAGAGAAAGCAAGAAAGCGAGCGACAGCUAACAAAAUUAAUUAUUUCUGUUCACUUCUGCUGUUGAUGUUGGGCUCUUCAGUACCUACUCGCCUGUUUCCUCGCAGGAUAGUGACAACUCCGAAAGGCUCUUCUGUGCACUUGUGAAAUAACGAACAUUUCCCCGUCUCGCUUUUAGCCGGUCGCGAAACUGCCUUUAUGCCUUUCUUCAUUUACUGGUCCGUAGUGUCUUGACACACGGGAUCGACAGUCCAUUAACUCUUUGCACACAUAUGCCCUUGCUUGCCAACACACAAGUUGCUAUUUUUCCAGGUAUAAUUAUACUGAUAAUUCUCCCCACAAAUCUCUAUUUUGGAUAAUCCACUGAGAUUCUGAAUCUUGUCAGCAGAGAGAAGAUCAUCCUUGGUGCCUACAUAUCUGUACUGAUAGAAAGCGGCAAACUUUCAAGUUUUUCCUUCAAAAGAACACAAAGAAGACGUGUUUGUCGAUAUCAGUUUCUUUUUUCCUUUUUUUUUAAUCCAGUGUGUUUUAUAUGCUUUCAAGUUUCGCAGCGGUGAUUUUCAUAGGUGGUGCUGAGAAUGGAUCAUCUCAGCGAGUCCAGCCAUGGAAAGGAGAAUUGUGAACUGUCAAACAAUAUUAGUGAUCCAAAAGGACCACCUGCUAAAAUUCCACGUGUUGAGCAGAAUGGAAGCCCUUUAGGAAGAGGACGACUCGGAAGUACUGGGACCAAACUCCCAGGGGUUUCAUUGAAACCUUCAGGACAUCUCAUGAAGACAUGUCAUAAAAGAGGCAAUAUGCUUCCUGUAUUUUGUGUGGUUGAGCAUUAUGAAAGUCCUGUUGAUUUUGACAGUAAAGAGGAACAUGCAGAGUUUGUGCUGGUGAGAAAGGAUAUGCUCUUCAACCAGCUCAUUGAGAUGGCCCUUCUUUCUCUUGGAUAUUCCCAUAGUUCUGCUGCCCAGGCAAAAGGCCUAAUUCAGGUAGGGAAAUGGAAUCCAGUUCCCUUGUCCUAUGUGACAGAUGCACCGGAUGCCACAGUAGCAGACAUGCUACAAGAUGUGUAUCAUGUGGUCACAUUGAAAAUUCAGUUGCACAGUUGCCCUAAACUGGAAGAUUUGCCUCCUGAACAGUGGACACAUUCCACAGUAAGAAAUGCCCUCAAGGAGUUACUGAAAGACAUGAACCAGAGCUCAUUGGCUAAAGAAUGUCCCCUGUCACAGAGUAUGAUUUCUUCCAUUGUGAACAGCACUUACUAUGCAAAUGUCUCUGCAGCGAAAUGUCAGGAAUUUGGUAGAUGGUAUAAACAUUUUAAGAAGACAAAAGAUAUGAUGGCUGAAAUGGAAAGCCUGUCUGAAUUAUCAUCACCAGGUGCAAAUCAUGUGAACUUUAGUCAGCAGCCUAUCCCAGGGAGCACUGCAGAACAGCCACCUUCUCCUGUACAGCUUCCUCAUGGUGGACAGCAGUCAGUGCGUUCUCAGCUGCCCAACUUGCACCACGGACUUGUUUCUACACCAAUCAGCCCUCAACUUGUAAAUCAACAGAUAGUAAUGGCACAGCUAUUAAACCAGCAGUAUGCAGUCAACAGACUCUUAGCACAGCAGUCACUUAGCCAGCAGUAUCUGAAUCAUCCGCCUGUGAACCGGUCACUCAACAAACCACUAGAACAACAGGUAUCCUCCAACAGUGAGGUGUCUUCCGAAAUCUACCAGUGGGUACGAGAUGAACUGAAAAGAGCAGGGAUUUCCCAGGCAGUGUUUGCCCGUGUGGCUUUUAACAGAACUCAGGGCUUACUCUCAGAAAUUCUUAGAAAGGAAGAAGACCCCAAGACUGCUUCCCAGUCACUUCUGGUCAAUCUGAGGGCAAUGCAGAAUUUUUUACAGCUACCAGAAGCAGAAAGGGACAGAAUUUAUCAAGAUGAAAGGGAGAGAAGCCUUACAGCUGCUUCAGCCAUGGGACCCACACCCCUUAUAACCACGCCACCCAACCGUCCAGUCCAGACAAGAAGAGAGGAAUGUAGCAAUACUAGAACUGAAGACUGGAAUUCAAGAAUCCAGGUGAAGCAAUCGCCAAUUUCAUCUGAGAGGAAUGGUAAAACGGACAGCUGUGUCUUGAAUAUCAAUGCUUCCAUAUAUGAUGAAAUACAGCAGGAGAUGAAAAGAGCAAAAGUUUCCCAGGCCCUGUUUGCUAAAGUUGCAGCAUCCAAAAGUCAGGGUUGGUUGUGUGAGCUUCUACGGUGGAAAGAAGACCCCUCACCAGAAAAUAGAACGCUUUGGGAAAAUCUUUCAAUGAUCCGCCGGUUCCUGAGUCUUCCUCAGGCAGAACGAGAUGUUAUCUAUGAACAAGAGAGUAAUGGAAAUCAACAUCACGGUGACAGACCCCCACAUAUGAUGCACAUUCCUACAGAUCCAAUUCAGCAGACACAACAGCAGCAGACACAAACACAACAACAACAACCACCGCAGCAGCAGCAGACACAACAGCAGCAGCAGCAACAACCGCAGCAACAGCCGUCACAGCAGACUGGUCCUCGUCUGCCUCCCAGGCAGCCAUCUACAGCCUCACCAGCUGAAUCUGAAGAUGAAAGUCGUCAGAAAGUCAGACCACGGACCAAGAUCUCCAUUGAAGCUUUGGGCAUUCUACAGAGUUUUAUUCAGGAUGUUGGGCUGUACCCUGAUGAGGAAGCUAUUCAGACACUAUCUGCACAGCUAGACUUACCUAAGUAUACUAUUAUUAAAUUCUUUCAAAACCAGCGUUUCUAUCUGAAUCAUCAUGGUAAACUUAAAGACAAUUCAGGUUCAGAAGUGGACGUGGCUGAAUAUAAAGAUGAUGAGCUACUAAAAGACUUGGAGGAAAGCACCCUACAAGCAACUAAAAGUACAAUUUUUUCAAUUAAAAUAGAAGAGCACUUGUCUGGAGAAGGACAUUCAGAGUCUGAUAAUGAAUCUAAAGACUAACAAUUAAACUUUUGAUUUUUAUUAUUAAGGUUUGGUUAAAUGUUUUCCAGUGCCACUGACAGGACAAUUUAGGAGAAAAAAACUUUCUGAUUAUUUUUGGUAAGCCCAUAUUAUACACUGUAAGACUGCAUAAAAAAUUGCACAAAACUGAAUUGUUCCCCAUGGAUUUUGCAGACUGCACUUGAUGUCCUUUAAACUGUAUUACACUGGUAUUCUGCUACUGAUGAAGUUGUUGGACUUAAUAGAUUUACUUUGUGUUCACUGGAUUUUAAUUUCAAAUUAAUUUAUAUGAACCAUAUUAAUGACAAGGCCUUAGGUACAGUACUUAUUUUGAAGUCUACUGGCAAGCAUUAAAUUGUUUCCUUUGACCUAAACUUGAUAUUAAACCACUUAAGCUCUGGAGACCAGACUCUUCAGACUAUUAAAUAAUCUAACUUUAUCUCUGUAAUAUUGUUUAUUUUAAAAGAAAUAUAUAAACUGUAGAGGUCUACAGUUUAAAAAAACUAUGCCAACAAUGCCUUGUAUUAUAUGGCACUGCCGAUGUUUAGUUAUUUUGCAAAAAUGUACUCACUGUAAUUUUUCUGAAGCUCAUCUUGACACAGGUAAAAUGUGAAACACAAUUUUUUUUUAUUUUAUCUUGUCUUAACAUUAUUUAUUUGCAGAAUCUACAGCAUCCUGAUGUAAUUAAUUUUUGGAUGUUUCUGUUCCGUUAUUUUUUUUUGUUUUGUUUUGUUUGUUUUUUUUUAUGGACUGAUAUUUUUAUUCUAUUUAUAAAUGUAUUUUGAUGGGCAGUAAAAUACAAAAGUGUCUUAAAAGUUUUAAAUGGGAAAUAAUGUGCUUUAAAGGUUGCCUAUAAAAGUGCUAUAUGUUAAGCAAAUCAUGCUUAAAGCUUCACAAUUAAUGUUGUAUGCAAUUUUUACUAUCAUGCAAAUAAGCUUAGAUAAAUGAUGACUAGAACACCCUAGAAAAAACAUAUGCAAUUUAUGUGAAAAUUGAUGUUUGCAAUGUGUCUUCCUUUGGUUUACAAUCAAAUCUGAAGCUAUUCCUGUAUAAAUAUUCUGUAUAAAAAGUGUAUUUCUUUUUUAUCAGUUUCCUGCAAUGAGAACACCGGUUAUUUUGUUAAAACUGGCUGUUUUAUAAGUGUAUCUCAGUUUCUUUAUGCCGAAAUGUUCUAACUAGGAGUGGUAAUUGAUUGUUAACAACACAAUUAAAAUAUGUUUGUAUGGUA
Messenger RNA from Erpetoichthys calabaricus (reedfish), 4453 nucleotides. It is a transcript of the gene satb1a, whose product is annotated as SATB homeobox 1a. The record is from RefSeq and is a predicted model, not a curated record. NCBI's taxonomy places the organism in Eukaryota, Metazoa, Chordata, Cladistia, Polypteriformes, Polypteridae. The coding region runs from base 853 to 3225 and encodes 790 amino acids. Gene Ontology annotation, molecular function: RNA polymerase II cis-regulatory region sequence-specific DNA binding; DNA-binding transcription factor activity, RNA polymerase II-specific. Gene Ontology annotation, biological process: chromatin remodeling; regulation of transcription by RNA polymerase II. The transcript is spliced from 12 exons.